AUGUCUACACUCGCACAUGACCAACUUCCCAACGUUGCCGCGGCAUCAGGUCGCUCCCUUCUCUCGGGGGGACGGCCCGAGGACCCAGAGGCAAUCGGUUAUGUCCAGGUCACAGACGAAAUCCGCCAAGUCGGCGUCGCCGAGACCGAAGCAGCCACCAAACCCACUCUAGUCGAGGCCGACGGUAACGCAGUAGUCGGGGCUCCGCAAGUCGCCGGUAAUCCCCCUACCAGAAACGCCCAACCGGGCACGCAGAGAAGUGCGGAGCUCAUACCAAUCUUCAUAUAUGACCUUAAAACCCACCCCCUGGCGGGUGGUGAAGACAAAAGAAGGAUUGAAGCUCUCCCGCCUGGCCUACUAGCCAGUGGGGCUAGUAAGUUUGGGACAUGUCUGUUGACCGGCUUCUUGAAGCUUAUUCCACGGCGUGUCGCGGUCGGCAGGGGAAUUUGCUCUAUCCAUAGCAGGAUCGAGUCGAAACACAUGUUGGACUCGAUCGGAUUGGUCACAGACGAGUCCUGGGAGGACAGUAGGGGGUUUUUCGACGCCCGCUUGGAAAACAAGUUUGUUAAGCUCUUGCUUGACGUCAACUUUGUUUGGGAUGAGAAAUUCUUCAAAGGGAAGGUGGUCGUACCUCCCAAUGAUUCACUUGUCCUAUUCAAUCCGUAUGCGGAACAUAAGUUGUUCCAGCUUAAGAACUGCGCUGGGUGCUUCUUGCGCCGCAUUUUGAGUGAUCCGAGGUGUGUGCUUGCGCUCCUCGCAGCGAUAGAAUUUAAGAUUCGUUUCAAUGAGAUUCCAGAGCAGAAUGCGCCAGAUCUCUACAAUUUCAUGGAGACUGCCUGGCAGAUCUUGGCCAACGAGUACCCCGACCUGUGGGAGACUCUCGGAAACCCUGACGUUGCCCGUCAGCGUGUCAGCACUGAUGUGAGGGCUGGUCUGCUUUUGAGGGCUAAGGAAGCUGGAUGGGAUGAUGGUGCGCGCGCCAAAGGAGGGGCAGUCUUUAACUCGGCGGAUGUGUCUUGCUACGUUUCCAACCUUGCACGUCGAACGAUAAAUACCACUAAUAUGUACCUCCGACAACUACCAACCACGUUCCCAUGCUUUUAG
Messenger RNA from Morchella importuna, 1104 nucleotides. RefSeq lists its product as uncharacterized. Bases 1 to 1104 code for a protein of 367 amino acids. Lineage: Eukaryota; Fungi; Ascomycota; Pezizomycetes; Pezizales; Morchellaceae. The record is from RefSeq and is a predicted model, not a curated record. The transcript has 3 exons.